CUGUAUAUGUCCUUGCUCCAACUUUUUAAUUUUCUCUUUCCGAUAGAGGACCGAGGACUCUCCUGCCCUGCACCUCAGCAAUGGCCCAGGACAUGAACCUGUCACCAUGAUGACCUUUAACGUCACCAAGAUCACAAAAACCUUCUCUUCCUUUGAGCUUCGAACAUGGGAUCCAGAGGGAGUGAUUUUUUAUGGGGAUACCAACCCUAAUGAUGACUGGUUUAUGCUGGGACUUCGGGAUGGCAGACCUGAGAUCCAGUUGCACAAUCAUUGGGCCCAACUUACAGUGGGCGCUGGGCCCCGGCUGGAUGACGGGAGGUGGCACCAGGUGGAAGUAAAGAUGGAUGGGGACUCGGUGCUUCUGGGGGUGGAUGGGGAAGAGGUGCUGCGCCUGAGACAAGUUUCUGGGCCCCUGGCUGGAAAAGCCCAGCCCGUCAUGAAGAUUGCACUAGGGGGGCUGCUGUUCCACCCCUCCAACCUCAGGCUGCCGCUGGUCCCUGCCCUGGAUGGUUGCCUGCGCCACGAUGUCUGGCUGGGCCAGCAGGCCCAGACCUCAGCCCCUAUCCCCACUAGCACCAGAAGCUGUGCUGUAGAGUCCCAGCCUGGGGUAUUCUUCCCUCCAAGGGCUCAUGCAGAAUUCAGCCUCCGAGGCAUUCCCCAGCCUCAUGCAGAACCCUGGGCCUUCUCUCUGGAGCUGGGGCUCCAACUGGCAGCAGGCGCUGGCCACCUCCUUGCUCUUGGGACUCCAGAGAACUCUCCUUGGCUCAGCCUCCGCCUCCAAGAUCAAAAGGUGGUCCUGUCGUCUGCAUCUGGGCCAGGGCUGGAUCUGUCUUUGGUCUCAGGACUCCCUCUUCAGCUGAAGAUGGAUAUGUCCAGGGUGGUCCUGAGCCAGGGGCCGAAGGAAGAAGUCCUUGCUCUACCUCCGCUGGGUCUUGAGCCCCUCUCCAAUCUCUGGGCCCAGCCUCAGGGCUUCCUCUUCCUGGGGGCUGUACCAGGAGAAGUCUCUUCUGCCUCCUUUUGUUUGGAUGGCCUUUGGGCCCAAGGCCAGAGGCUGGACGUGGACCAGGCCCUGAGCAGAAGCCAGGACAUCUGGACUCACAGCUGUCCCCAGAGCUUAGGCAAUGGCACUGAUACCUCCCAUUAA
Messenger RNA from Trichechus manatus latirostris (Florida manatee), 1144 nucleotides. RefSeq names its product sex hormone binding globulin (gene SHBG). The coding region runs from base 107 to 1144 and encodes 345 amino acids. NCBI's taxonomy places the organism in Eukaryota, Metazoa, Chordata, Mammalia, Sirenia, Trichechidae. The record is from RefSeq and is a predicted model, not a curated record. The transcript is spliced from 7 exons. Gene Ontology annotation, molecular function: steroid binding.